This is a messenger RNA of Engraulis encrasicolus (European anchovy), 772 nucleotides long. Its product is annotated as protein SPMIP2. The transcript is spliced from 5 exons. Bases 115 to 678 code for a protein of 187 amino acids. Lineage: Eukaryota; Metazoa; Chordata; Actinopteri; Clupeiformes; Engraulidae. The record is from RefSeq and is a predicted model, not a curated record.
UUGUCCAGCGCAGAAGACACACACGCGCACACAACGCAUUCCUCUGCGCCUGUCAGUGCGCACUGUGCGCUUUGGAGACCACAGCCUGCUGGUUGUCCAGGGUCAGGAGGAAUAAUGGCAAAGGUUCUGCCGAACAUCAGGUCCAAUCCACUCCAAUCGACACGUGGACAAAGAAUGAUAUUCACAGGUCCUGACGGAAUUGGGGAUUAUCGGACAAAGCAGUAUGACUUCAAGGGAUUCAUAGGAAUUGGUCCGAAAUCCCCCGAAAGCACUGGAGACCUUGACUACCUGUUCCGCGCUGCACCUGGUACCCCGCCACAGCUACCGAAGGACCACUAUGUCGGCGGAGUGGGCUGGGGUGUGCAGUACUGUGGUGCUAUAAACGCCAACGCUCUGCACAGUGCGCACCGAUUUAAGCGAGGGGAAUUUAGGACAGCAUUGGAGGACAGAAUUACUCACAAAUACCAGAAUCCAUGGUUUGUGCCACCUCUCUACCUGGACAGGCAGGACGCAGGCGCCCGAGGACGCCUGGCUUGGACCAACAGCCUCUACGAGGACUACUGCAAGCAGGAGAACCGGGACUUCCUGCUGAAUAAAAGGAGACGCUACAUCCAGAGGAAGGAGAUGAGUUCAUCUCGGCCCAACAGUACGCUCCCACAGAUCCGCAUCAGUAGAUAGGGAGAGAAAACGCCAUGUGGUCCGCACUCACAAUGAAGGCCAAUGUGUAGGAAUCAAACAAUCAGCUUAAUAAACAUCCCCUUGUGUGUUUAAG